AUGACGAGGCUGCAAGGGGCGGCGCAUGGGAACUGCGCAGCAGAGAGGACGGCUUACCACCAUGCCAGACUCCCUUCCGGAGCGCCGGAGGUGAUCUCGAGGCAUACAGUGAACGUCUCGGACCCUUCAAGGGUGCUGUCUUGGGCCAAAGAAGAGCGGCAGCGGACCUUUAACCAUCUCGUGAAGAGGUACAAAGCGCAGCUGCUCUAUGGUUGCCAGGAACCAAAUUGCAUGACCCCUACGUGUCUUAGCUUUCGCCGUCGAAACACCAAAGCCCCGCUGCGCAGGUUUACAGACCUCAGUGCUAGAACAGUUGCAUGCUAUUUAGCAAGCCAGGAUGACGCGGAGUCGGGCCUCUGCCACUAUCCAUCAGCAGCGGUAUCGACCUCACUUGCCCCGGACGUGGAACGCAAAACCCGACAAUCCAGUUCCUACAUUAACGCGGAAUCCGCUCGCUCACAAUCGCAUCAAAGAAGCAACAGCACCCUUGGGAAUAGGCCAAGGGUGCCUUCCGGUUCACCUCCGACGACGCUAGAUACAGCGCCGGCAGUCCUAGAAAGCAGCUCGAAAACAAGAAAAGAUCCAAAGUCUUUUACCCAGAAUCUCUUUGACACCCUGUCGUUACGAAUGGUGGAAUGGCUACCGCUUAAGCGAACAACAUUCUACGGAGCUAAACCGGCGGAUGAGACGAGCUCUGCUCCAACUUCUUCAUUGCUCGAGAACCAAUCCCCAAGCAACAAGCGUCCCUCGCAUAGCACCGCACCGGCUGACACAGGAAGCUCAGGCUCGAAGUUUAUUUCGUCAUCUAAUCAAUCAACUCCUUCGGUAAAUCAUACUUCUUCAACGCUUGAGGUCAAAGUCCCAGGCCAUCCCGUGAAGCGCCUAUCACUCGAACCUUUGGAAUCACGGAAGCAAUCCCAACGCUCUUCUAUAACCGACGAACGCUCGAAAGGUCAACGAAAGCGAUCCAAGAAUGCAUCAGUCAACAGUACACCCACGGCAGCCGCUAAUACCUCACAAUCUCUCCCAUCCCCACCAGCUUUACGACACAGAUCCCAGAAACAUCGCCGCAUUGCCGAUGGCACAUCCAAAAGCAAUGCGCACGUUUCAUGGGGCGAUCAAAGUACAGUUAGAUGGCCUAAACCCGAGUCCAAUGGUGACUCGCCCACAGAGCCUACAAUAGAUGCAUUCUUUCCUCUUGACCGGCAAGGCUUAGCUCCCGAAUCGAGAACGGAGGAGUCGGACGAGGCACCCCCGGUACAGAGUCUUUCCCAUCUCUCAGAAGAAAUUGUCGAUUCAUUAGAGAAAAUCAUGAUCGAGACAGAGGACGAUAAGCAAGCGUGGAAAUCUGAAAUAUCUCAACUGGAGUCAAUGGGAUACUCUGAGCCAUGGGAAUGGAAAUAUGCUACUCAUCAGCAAAGAUUAGCAUUUCCUUUCAUUGCACAAAGCGUGUUCUACGUACUAGGAAACCCACAACAAUUACUGCUUUCCUUUCGAAGUAGCUCUGACAGCCGGCCUACGUCUUCACGAUUGGACAUUGACUCGCUAGAUGGCACAUUUAGGAAACUGCACCGUAUAUGUCCUUGGGAAACGACCCUUCAUAGUCUGUGGCUCAGCAUGGAAAAGCUCUUUAACCCUCCCGCAGAACUUUCUCUCACUAGGAUGCAACGCCGCCACUCCAAAUCAUCCAGUUUAACUACCCCUACAUCCCCCAGAUUUGAACAUCUGGGCCCAAAUGAUUACAUUACAGAUUCCGAUGCUGCUUCCAUUACCGUUGUCGCGCUGCUGGCCUUAUCAAGCACCAUUCCUCAUACAGACAGACGAACAUGGGAAGCUAUCCGUCAUAUGAGAGCAUCUGGGUCAGUAAUGCCAGACAGCAUGAUGCGAACGUUUUCCAAGCUUCAAACGCAAACUAUAAUUGAAACAUCCGACAGAUUCGAACAUGACCUAGCCCUACGAUUGCUCAAUAGGUUAGCACGCGUUAUUUCGACCCGGCUUGCCUUCCAUGAGGUCUUCAAAACAAAGGCGUCUCAUAUCACCGACUUCACGAGUAAUGAUAAAUGUGAGCUCAUAGAGCAAAUUAUUCUCAUGCUCCGGCAGUUUCAUAAUCCUGGAUCGAGUGGUAGUAGUAACAAGAUAUCACUACCCGGGGACAGAAAGACUACCACGCCCAUGGUAGUGGUAGAGUGGUUGAGGAGUGUUCUCCUGAAAGAAUGGGACGGCAAGCCAGAGCUGUCAAAAGCCAGUGCAGCCGGAGGUGCCUUACAGCUCCUAAGCUUCCUAUACAGGGACCGGACCAAACUGGGGUUGUUGCCAGAGGACUUCCAUACACCUUUUUUUGCGGACCGGCUAGAUCCAAUUGACAUGCCUACCGAGUGGGUAGACCUGCUUUACAACAAUCGAACAAUGCAUUUGCUUUCUUGUUCUUUCAUAUUCCCCCCGUCAGCUUUGGUAACAUACUUUCGAGCAAUAAACCAUGCAACCAUGUCCAAGUCAUUUGAGAAUGCGGUUAUUGCCUCGAAGCAUGUCACUUCUAUGGCAUUUUCUGGCACAAUCUCUGUGGAUGAUAAUCUUGGCCUGCUUGCCAGGCUAAGGACAGGGCUCACCAUGUUUUUUGUCAUCAGCGUUCGGCGAGACCAUGCCUUGGAAGAUGCUCUUAACCAACUAUGGAGGCGAGAAAGGCGGGAGCUCCUACGGCCAUUGAAAGUUCGCAUGGGGAUGGAUGAUGGUGAAGAAGGCGUGGACCAGGGUGGUGUUCAACAAGAGUUUUUUAGAAUUGCGAUGUUAGAAGCCAUGAACCCGGCAUUUGGGAUGUUCACGAUUGAUAGUCGGAGUGGCACAUACUACUUCCAACCUUGUUCCUUCGAGCCUCUCUACAAGUUCGAACUUUUGGGUCUUCUGGUAUCCCUUGCUAUCUACAAUGGCGUGACUUUGCCGGUGGACUUCCCAAUUGCGUUAUAUCGAAGACUUCUCGGACUCAAGGUGAAAACCACAGAUCAUAUUCGAGUUGGCUGGCCUGAGCUUGCCAAGGGCCUGGAUGAAUUAUUGACCUGGGAAGACGGCGACGUGGGAGAUAUCUUUAUGCGGACAUAUGAGUUUAGUUUCAACGCAUUUGGAACUGUUGUCACUGUUGACAUGGAGAGAACCGAUAAAAAUGAACCCUGGCCAGCUCCGGAGAGAUAUGCCCAGUGGGAAAAGACUAAACAAAAGUUAAAUGACCAGCGGGUUGCUACCAGGAGACUUAGCCACCAAAAUGGUCCCGAUUGGAGUAACAGUGUGUCUAUGUUGAAGGAGUACUCUACUGAUUCGCGGCAACACCCUCGAGAUACACAUGUCAUUGGUAUCUUAAAGGGCGCUCCCUCAAGGCUGCCACGACACCAAGUAUCCACAGAGCCACAACCAGAGGCCUCCACCGUGACGAACGCCAAUCGUAGACAAUUUGUGAAAGACUACAUUUUUUGGUUGACUGACAAGUCCGUUCGCCCACAGUAUGAGGCAUUCCAGCGUGGCUUUUUUACCUGCCUGGAUCGCACUGCUUUGUCCAUCUUCAAUCCUGAGGCAUUGAAAACGGUUCUCGAAGGUAUCCAGGAGAUUGACCUGGCAGAACUGCAAAGGCAUGCUCGCUAUGAAGGUGGAUGGGAUGGAAACCACCCAAUAGUCAAAGGGUUUUGGCGCGUCGUCUUACGAUACCCCCUUGAAAAGCGGCGCCGACUUUUGGAAUUCGUUACUGCCAGUGACCGAGUGCCAGUUAAUGGAAUAGGCAGCAUCUUAUUUGUCAUUCAACGCAAUGGCGUGGGCGAUAGCCGGCUACCAACUAGCUUAACUUGCUUCGGCCGGCUUCUACUGCCUGAGUAUACUUCUGCGACAGUACUCGAAGAAAAACUAGAAAGAGCAUUGAAUAAUGCCAGGGGGUUUGGAGUUGCGUGA
Trichophyton rubrum CBS 118892 is the source of this 3927-nucleotide messenger RNA. RefSeq lists its product as uncharacterized. The coding region runs from base 1 to 3927 and encodes 1308 amino acids. Lineage: Eukaryota; Fungi; Ascomycota; Eurotiomycetes; Onygenales; Arthrodermataceae. Gene Ontology annotation, molecular function: ubiquitin-protein transferase activity. The transcript has 3 exons. The record is from RefSeq and is a predicted model, not a curated record.